AUGCCCUCGGGGAAGACACUCAAGCUCAUCCUGUAUGAGGUGCUGCAGUUUGCAGCCCUUGUCGUACCCAUCUUUGUGAUUAUGGAGAGGUUUGCUGGCCUUACACGUGAUGUGAAAGGACGAGAUCUAAUGGCCUACUGGCUAGUGGUGGCUGUCUCUAUCGCUUAUGUGACCUCUGUGACCCUACUUGUGUGGGUUCCUCUGAAAUAUCUGAUCCUGAAACGACGCAGGUUCAUCUCAGAGACCACACAGUGGAGACCAACAGCGCUGGCGUUUAUCAUCCUGUGCACCUUACCGUGCUUUGCUAUUUUAAUAACCAGCUCCAAGGUGCAGGUGGACCGAGGACACAGUCUCGACCAUUUCGCAGAAUUGCCCGUUUCCUUGGUGCUUGUCUCUCUCAUCUGUGUGGAUAUGAUAGAGAGGAUUCGCCCCUGCAGGCUCAUUGGACAACCAAACAGCCUGGAUGAUUACCUCGAUAUGCCAGGCCCCAUCCUCACCCACCUAGAACAGGUGACCACCGUAACAGGCCGUCCGCACACUGAUGAAGGGCAAAACGAUAUGACCCAAGGCCGUCCAGAGGCCAGGAAUGGCAGCACCUCAGGCAGAUGGCGGGACCUCGCUGGCUCGCCCACCUGCUCUACGUUCAGCUCACGCGCACCCAGCCCUGCCUACCCGUACUCCUCAUACUCACGCCCCCGAUCCUACUCUGGUAAUCUGGGCUUCCUGUGGAGGAGAGACAGAAGGUCAGAGGUGUUUGUGGAUAGUUUCCUGUUCUGGCUAGACACUGUGGAAAUGGUGAGAGUGGCAGGCGAGCCAUCAGUCUUCUACUCAGCCUGGGUGUUCCCCGUCUACAUCCUCGCCUUCAUGUCUUCUCUCCGCGUGGUCAUCACUCCUAACAACCCUUUAUUGUCUUUUGCUGGAGUUGCACUGCAGGACCUUCCUUUUUUUAUCCUUAGAGUCGCUCUGAUUGUUGAGUUUGGUUAUGUAACUCCUGUGUUGUACCCACUGAAGAAUGUGCUGGUGAGCCUGACUUUUGUCUACUUUACAUUCCUGACCAAGCUGAGGAUUUUCAAAAGGCAGAGCAUGUUUUGAGGAGGAGUGGCACAUUCUGUUGUUAAUGACCGAUCUGCUUUGAUUGUGGAUGGUUGAACAGUUGGUAUUUAUGUGUGGGGAACAGCACCAGCGAAACAUGGUGCUGGCACUGAUGAUGAAGAACGACAUGAUUAGAAUCGUAAUGGCUGAAAAUGUAUAGUAAAGGCCAUUCAUCCAAAUCAAAGUGUAAAAAUUAUUCUGGAUUCUGGGUUGGAGUGCACAGUAAGCCACCUGUUCUCAUUUCUCUGUGACAUAUUUGAAUCCAAAUGUAUUUAUUGAUACUUAAUGUUUACCUGCUACAUUUCUUUCUCAUUUUUUAUCUGUACA
Messenger RNA from Micropterus dolomieu (smallmouth bass), 1419 nucleotides. RefSeq names its product transmembrane protein 236 (gene tmem236). Bases 1 to 1092 code for a protein of 363 amino acids. Lineage: Eukaryota; Metazoa; Chordata; Actinopteri; Centrarchiformes; Centrarchidae. The transcript has 4 exons. The record is from RefSeq and is a predicted model, not a curated record.